AGCUGAGAACCGCUACCUUUGCUAAGUUUUCCCCAUGGAAAGUGUUUUUUCUUCUGGAAAGUGCAGAAAAGCGAAGGCCCAAAAUAGAGCAGCUCGUACCGUGGAGUGUGUAGAGCUAACAGAAAUUGCUUGUGGAAUAAGUUAAUUCGACGAAGCAGUGAGUGUUGCGAACAACACAUCAGUUGCAGAGUGGUGGACCAAACUUUUAAUACCGCUUUUAGUGCAAAAGGUGAGCGCGAAGUGCGACGACAGUCCACACAUCAUCAGUUCGCUAUCUGACGCACACACACAUACACGCACACACGCGCAGAUACAGACACGGGAACCUCACGGGGGUUCAGGCCACUCGAUUUCCCCUGUCAUGGCGGCGUAUUCGUGAAGCGAGUGAACAGAUUUUCUUUUCGACCUUUUCAACUGAAAAUUAGCCGUCAAACUCGGUGCUCUCGGUGCGUGUGCGAGGUGUUGGUAGCGCUGUACGCCGAGGAACGUUGCGCGUAGAGCAAGGGAGCGCGAAAGUGCAGUGUGAAAGGUGCUGGUCCGUGGUGGACAACAACACGCGGGACACAUUAUUACACAACCAACCGAAACGGUGAAGCCAUCGUCGUCGUAGUCGUGGCCGUGUGUUCAAAGACGAAAAAGGGCGCAAGCAAAGUGCACGCGUAUUAUUGCAAAAACAAGCGCGCGCGUUCGUGUGUGUGCGGGUCGUGUGGUGCGUACCACAGACGAAAGUGAAGUUUUGCUCCCAACAGUGCAACAACAACGAGCAAAGUAGGCAGAAGGAAGGUGCGUUGCAAGAGCUAGAAAGAGAAGGAACGUUCGUAUCGCAUACACGUUGCCAACAGCAGCAGCACACACAGGCAUGUACAUCAACAACACGGAUGCGUUAAAGAUAUGGCUGACGGCGGUCCUGGAACCGCUGUGCGAUGCCGACCCGGCUGCCCUGGCCCGGUACGUGCUCGCCCUGCUGAAGAAGGACAAACCGGAGAAGGAUCUGAUCGUGUCGAUGAAGGAACAGCUGGACGUGUUCCUGUCCGAGGAAACGCAACCCUUCCUCGAGCGGCUGUUCAAGGUGAUCAAGAGCGAGGAGUAUCUGAAGUGUGCGCCGGCUGCUCCGGCCGGCCAGGCCGUUAGCAACGGUGCCACGGCAGCAACGGCCAUCGCUUCCUCGACCACCAGCGGUGGCGCGGGCUCCCAGCCGGCCACGGCAUCAGUGACACCCGCCGUAACGCUGCAGGCGUCCUCCACCUCCUCGAACCAUCAGCACCCCGAAGAGGUGAGCAGCAGCUCGCGGAUGAGGAUAAAGCGCGAAUUUACGCCACCGCUGCAAGAAUCGGGCUCACGGUCCAGCAAAGACGCACAGUCCAGUUCUGCCGCCUCGACCUACACCUCCGGCUCGUCGGCGGGCGGUAGCGCAUCAUCGGCGGUGGCCGGCGGUGUGUCGGCGAGCGGCGGAUCUUCCACGUCGGAUCGAUCCUCCACAUCACACCAUCAUCAUCAUCACAGCGAACAGCGCACGGAGAAGACAUCUUCCAGUGGUACGCAUAAUUCCUCGUCAUCGGUCAGCAGCAGCAGUAGUAGCGGUGGUGCGGCAGCGGGUGCAGGAACGGGGACGGGUACGGGAGGCGCCAGCAACCAAAAGUCGUCCACCUCCACCCAUCAUCAUCCGCAGCAGCAGCAGCAUUCGCCAAUCAAAGGUUCCAGCAGCAAGGAUGAUCAUAGCAAUAGUGGCAGUACGCGCCGUAGUCGCCGUAUGCAGAAUCGAUCUCGCAGCCGUUCCCGGUCCCGGUCACGCUCGUACGAACGUACGCGCGACGCGCGUCGAUCGCGCUCCCGCGAACUACAGCAGCGCACGCGCGGUGGAGGUACCGGUGGUGGUAGCGGUGGAACCAGCGGUGGCGGCAGUGGGAAUGAUUCCAAGUCCGGUGGACGUGGAUCGUACCGCAACAAGUCACCGGUACGUAGCAGCGAUUCGUUCCGGCGCUACGAUCGAAAGGGAUACAACAGUGAUCGACGCAACAAUAAUGGGCCCAACAGCGCCGGCGGAAGUAAUAGUGGGACGACCGGUAGCACGGCCACUGGUAGCGUUUCGAACAGCGGCAGUGGCAGCGGUGGAAAUGGUGUCGGAAGUACCCGCUCGCAAAGGAUACGAUCGCAUUCGCGUAGCCGCUCACCGUCGCCGAACUCGGAUCGUCGAAAGAUUGCUCGCUCGAUGACACCGGUCCGUUCGGCGGCUGCCGCAGCAGCAGCAGCAGCAGCAGCAGGUGAUGCAGCAGUAGUAAAUCCGGUCACUGCGCUUGUUCCCCCAGUUACGGGCGGUGUGCCGCUUAUUCCUGUCGGUGGUGGAACGGUUGCACCUACCAUCGCUCCCGUACCUCCACCCUCGGUCGGAUCGCUUGAUCGCGUGCUGAAUGCGGCGGGCGGCGAGGGUGGAGCUGCAUCGGCCGCACCACUCGGUGGCGGAUCUUCCAAGCGGCAGCGUUGCCGUGAUUUCGACGAGAAGGGUUACUGCAUGCGGGGUGAAACCUGCCCAUGGGAUCACGGUGUGGAUCCGGUCGUGCUGGACGGGCUCAGCGAUCCGGCCAUGAUCGCUCAAAUGCGUGGUACGAUUGUGCCCGAGUACAGUCCCGACGCGCCAGAGCUGUGGAACAAACCGCCGAACAUGCCGGGUGGACCGAUUGGCGGUGUUCCUGCGAUCCGGCCGGGGCCGGCACAGCGGCUCGGUGGUGGCAUUGGUGGGUUCCUUCCGCGCGGCGGACCCGUCGGUAUGGGUCUUGCGUUCCGUGGCGUUUCUCCCGUGUUUCCGAUGCAAGGUUUCGCCGGCAAUCCGAUCGGUGCGACUCCACUGCAGCGCGAGCUGAUUUCCGUGCCGGUUGUGGAUGCGAACAAGGGUGGCGAUGUGUCGGCGGAUCAUCGGGGCGGCAGUCGCUUCGAGCCGGAAGAUGCCGUUGCCAUUGCGGACGGACCGAUGGUGAUGGGUGGUGGCGGUAAGCGUAAAAUGCCCAUGAACAAUAGGCACGGACCGCGCGCUCUCGGUGGUGGACACGGUGGUGUUGGCGGACCCGGUGGACCUGGCUCGAUGAUGAUGAACCCGCAGCACAACUGUUCGCUCGAGCUGCGCAAAAUCCCACGCGGAUUGAACGAGAUUUCGCAUUUGAACGAUCACUUCUCCAAGUUCGGCAAGAUCACGAACAUACAGAUCCGGUACGAUAACGAUCCGGAGGCGGCCAUUGUCACGUUUACCUCGCACGCGGAAGCAAACGUUGCGUACCGGAGUACCGAGGCGGUGCUGAACAAUCGGUUCAUAAAGGUGUUUUGGCACAUACCGCCGGCCGGCGGUGAGCAGCCCGCCAUUACCGCCCCGGCCAAGACGGAACAUUCGCUGCGAAGAUCGUACCCGAAUCAGUACAGCAUUAACAACAACCUAAGCUCGGCGGGAGCAACCGGCACGACACAAACCGGCCCAACCGUUGCCGGUGGCAAAACGCUGCAAACGAAGGACGAUGGAAACGGUGGCCAGGCGGUGACGGUGGUGGCGAACGGAAACGAGAAUCUCGCACCACAGCAGCAGGUGCCGUCGGGUCCGAAAGCGCACGGUAACAACGCCAACAAAUACAUCAGCCCCGGUACGGGUGGACCGGGUGCGGCGGGUACGGGCGGUGCCGGUGGCAAGAUGGCCGCCCGGGCACAGAACGAAAUGUUGCGCAAGCGGCAGGAGCAGUUCAACAAGGGCAUCAACGAGCGCAAAUGCUUCCUGAUGGACGGUUACCUCAAGGAGCAGCGCAAACUGCUCGAACUGAUCGUAACGUACGAGGCGAACGAUCCCCGCCGGCCCCAGCUGAAGGAAUCGCUCGACGAGCUGCAAACGAAGAUUAACAAUCUGGGCAAAGAGAUACAGCAGGACCAUCAGCUGCUGAAGGCGAACUCGGCGACCCGGGGACCGAACAGUCACGGACCGAAGCACAAAACGAAGGCGCAGCACGAACGGGAACAGCUCGAUGCGGAGCUGGAACAGAUUGCGCAGGAGCAGCGUACGUUCCGUGCGCCGGACGGGGCGCCAAUGGUCGGCGGGCCCACGGUGCAACCGAUCGGUCACAAACCGUACGGCGGCGGUGUUGGUUCGCGUAAGGGUGGUGCCGGUGCGGUCGUCCGGGUAGCACCGCCCGGUUCGACCAGCGUCGAUCGGCGACCGACCACCAUCCUCAUUACCGGCUUUGUGGAGGAGGAAGCGGAAACGCUGCUGGACCACUUCAAGCAGUUCGGUGAGGUGACGAAACAUCAGCUGGAUAAGGCGGAACCCUCGCUGCAGAUCAGCUUCAGCACGCGACCGGUGGCGGAGAAGGCACUGGCCCGGGGUAAGCAGUUUAACAAGAAGCUGCUUUCGAUCGUGUGGCAGACGACGGCAGCGAUUGCACCGACCACACCGACCGGUGGUGGUGGUGCGUCCGGUGCGAACGCUGUGGCGGCGGCCACACCGGCCGAAACUGGUAAGGAGGGCGGCCAUCCGCUGGUGCAUUCGAGCAGCGGCGACGACGAUGCCAGAACGAAGCUGUGCGACUUUGACGAAUCGGGUGCGGAUCAGCUGGGCGGCGGAGGCGGUAACGGUGGCGUCGGUGGUGCGGACAUUAACUCAUCCUCGAUGGAAACGCUGACCGAGACGGACGAGCUGACCGACAUGCCGCACAUGGUGGAGGAGGAGGAAGACGAAGACGACAUGGAGGGGGAACGGUCGUGGCGUCGUUAAUGACCGUUUAAAGUCCUUUAUUCGGUCGCUUAAUAGUUCGCCAGAUUCGUUUUUGUUUGUUUUUCUUCUCUUCUCUUUGGUUAGGAUUUAGUACAAGAAUGCAUGCGUGUGUACUCUGUAUGUGUGUGUGUGUGUGUGUGUGUAUGUAAAGCUAUUAUUUUCAAAAUGCUGAAAAUUUACUACAUUUCAAUUGCGCAAGCGUUUUUUCUUGUUAUUUUAUUAUUUGAAAGCGUACCAUUGUCGCGGAGUCACACAUGGCGCGAUAGAAGUAGUAGUUACGGUUAAACGAAUUAGUAAUGGUGUGAGUAUGCUUUAUAACGCAUAUACAGGUAGCCGCCCUAGGAAGAAGAAUUUGGAUUGAGCAAAGUCGAUAACAGGUCGAUGAUGGAAUUAUGAAGAUUAAUUUUAUAACGUUUGUUUUUAAUGAAGAUUGCCGAAGCUCUUGAAAUUAUUGUGUGUGUAUGUGUUUUGGUUAGAUUUUAGGCUUCUUAUUUCUGGUUCUGGCAAGCGAGAUUGGCCCUCUCUUUUUUUUGCGCUUUCCCUACACCCCGCGGUUGCGGUUUGGCAAGUUUCAUAUUCUUUUUUCGUGUUUGCCAUUUUGACUUCGAUUUGAAUGCAUUUUUGCAAAGAAUAAAACGCAUUCAGAAUGUUUGCGCUAGAAACCAAACGAAUCGAUGUAGUUUGUAGGGCCCCCCCCCCCCCCCCCCCCUUCGAACGCCUGUUUAAACCGCGUGUACGAGCAAUUCCUUUGUCGGCAGCGAUAGAUAGAAAUAGGUGUAUGUAAAAAAAAGCUACCCUCAAACAGACAACAGGAAACACCGUUUUGUAAUUUGUUUAGCAGUAAAAUGAAACAACAACAGGGGAGAAAACGGGGGUACUGCCCUUGGGUUUAAACUAUUGUUUAAUGUGAAGAUGAUCGUGUUACAUUGUAAAGAGCAAUUGUAAAGAUUAAUUGCGCGAGCCCUCAUCCGGACUUGCACGAAAGCAGCAGCGCAAAGGCUCGCUGUAAAGGGCAUUAAGUAAUGCGACAGCCAGUGCAACGCCGGCGGUACGCGCAAUUGGUCAAUGAAACGUAUACCGGGGGGGAAAAGAAAGAAAAAUUGUACGAGUAGCUCGUAAGUCGAAGCCAAACGAAAAAAAAAACAAAAACGAAAAGAAAAAAUGCAAACAACACCAGCAAAACAACAAGAAAACAAAGGAAAAGAAUGAACUGUGAAACGCAUAGUGGGGUAAAAAAAUGAAGUAACACUCCACUAGAAAAAAAGCGCAAAAAAGAAAAGAAUGAACAUGAAAAAACAAGAGAAACAAAAAGAACAACCCAAUCACAGUAACAUACAAAACAUACAAGCAACACCAGCGAUGUGCGAUGGUGAAACAAAGCAAACAAAACAAAACCACCUGGCAUUGGUGGCAUGAAUGGAGAGAACAAAAAAAAAAAAAGAAAAGAAAACAUAGCAAAAAAGUCGCUGUAAAAUUGGCGAAAUGCCCGAGAUAAGCAAAAAAUUAUGAUUGCAAAACAUUAGCACCGUUUUUUGAGUAUGAUAGUACCUAUGACUAUUGCUACUAUUAAUGCUUCUACUACUACUACUACUACUACUAAUAAUAAUAAUUAUAAUAAAGUGAGUUUAAGUAAUGAUUUCAAAGCAGAAAUUGCAGCGCGACCCGCAACUCCAACCUUGCGAACAGGAGUUGUGUGCAUAGUCAUACAAACAAAA
Molecule: messenger RNA, 6456 nt
Organism: Anopheles stephensi (Asian malaria mosquito)
Lineage: Eukaryota; Metazoa; Arthropoda; Insecta; Diptera; Culicidae
Gene: swm
Product: zinc finger protein swm
Exons: 2
Coding region: 860-4741 (1293 amino acids)
Biological process (GO): mRNA processing
Cellular component (GO): nucleus
Molecular function (GO): metal ion binding; RNA binding
Source: RefSeq, a predicted model, not a curated record